AUGCCCACUGAAUUCAUCGCCACAUACAGGGUCGGACUGGACCACUCUGCAGAGACCAAGACCUGCAUCCAGCCAACACCCAUCACCCCCCGCUGCACCAUGAAUGAGUUCGUACCGUUAUCCCAUGAGCAUCACUUGCUCAAUGUCACAGCCAUCUAUCCUGACGGCAUCACUACCACCCUCUUUCCCUUUGUACCUGAGGACAUCAUCAAACCAGACCCUCCAGUGAUCUUCCGUGUGAGCACCGUCUCUGAGAAUGAACUGGAAGUGCAAUGGUUUGCUCCCAGGUCUUGGCCCUAUCCAGAGGAUAUCCCACUCAAAUACCAGCUUCGCUACAAGCCCUGCAAGUCUAAGGACUUCCGGCAGGGAGAUCCCACUGAAGCCACCACCUUAAGGAUCAAGGCGACGCUUCGGAAGCGCACGUACUGCAUCCAGGUCAACGCCCAGCAUCACUUGGGCUAUGGGAAGCCAAGUGAAUGGAGUCCUACUACCGUUUUCCCUGUCACUCCCUUCAAGUAG
Molecule: messenger RNA, 519 nt
Organism: Elephantulus edwardii (Cape elephant shrew)
Lineage: Eukaryota; Metazoa; Chordata; Mammalia; Macroscelidea; Macroscelididae
Product: interleukin-27 subunit beta-like
Exons: 4
Coding region: 1-519 (172 amino acids)
Biological process (GO): cytokine-mediated signaling pathway
Cellular component (GO): external side of plasma membrane
Molecular function (GO): protein binding; cytokine receptor activity
Source: RefSeq, a predicted model, not a curated record